Molecule: messenger RNA, 777 nt
Organism: Penicillium salamii
Lineage: Eukaryota; Fungi; Ascomycota; Eurotiomycetes; Eurotiales; Aspergillaceae
Source: the annotation of a GenBank genome assembly
AUGGCGUUAAGACAAAAAGUAGCGCAGCUACAUGGCCCAGUGGGAUCCCUCACAAGGGCAUCCCUGUUACCAUCCAGUCAAAAUGCUCGGUAUCACCAAUCCGUGCAAGCCGGCAUUCAUCAACAAACCAACAUCACAAGCGCCCGACGCGCCUCAACCAAGUCCUCGAGCAAACCAAGCGGGCCAGCCCUCACAGGAGCGCCCGAUAUCACAAACUACUACACAAUUUUCGCCAAAACGCUACCUGGCGGCCCUCCACCAGCCUCACCUUUCACCAUCCCCACUGCAGACCUCAAACGCGAAUUCCUACAACUCCAAAGCUUAGUCCACCCGGACAAGUAUCCCAACGGGACAGAAAAGCAGCACGCAGAAGGCCUGUCUGCCCGGAUCAAUGAAGCCUACCGUACCUUGAUUGACCCGCUUCAGCGCGCGCAGUACGUUCUUCGCGAAUGGCACGGAAUCGACGUGACGGCAGAGGAUGCGGCGACUAAGCAUGCGCUCGAUCCUGAGACAUUGAUGGAGGUUAUGGAAGUGCAGGAGACUAUUGAGGAGGUUGGAGCUACUGCUGAAGGGGAGGGACAAAUCAAUGCGUUGAAGAAGGAGAAUGAAAUUCGGGUGUUGGAGUGUGUGGAGGUGUUGGGCAAAGCAUUUGAGAGCGGUGACCUUGAGGCUGCAAGGAAGGAAUGUAUUCGACUUCGCUUCUGGUACAGCGUUGGCGAAGGAUUGCGGGAAUGGGAGCCUGGCAACACAGAGAUCAGAUUAAUGCACACGAGUUAA